Gossypium arboreum is the source of this 747-nucleotide messenger RNA. RefSeq names its product protein LHCP TRANSLOCATION DEFECT. Gene Ontology annotation, biological process: granum assembly; intracellular protein transport. The coding region runs from base 116 to 634 and encodes 172 amino acids. Lineage: Eukaryota; Viridiplantae; Streptophyta; Magnoliopsida; Malvales; Malvaceae. The record is from RefSeq and is a predicted model, not a curated record. The transcript has 2 exons. Gene Ontology annotation, cellular component: chloroplast envelope; chloroplast stroma.
ACACACUAUCAAACAUUUCUUCUCCUAGACAAUGAGUGGAUAGAAACUUGAAGUGAAACGAACCACUUUCAUUUACUUGUCUCGCAGAACCAAAAAGAACAAAUCAAAAGAAUCAAUGGCUUCAAUCCCAUGUACUUUUCAAAUACCCUGUAGUUCAAAACCCGUAAAUUCUCUUCCAUCUCUGCCAAAGCUCAGUUCCAAGUUUCUAGGCUCUCAAAAAACUCUAUCUUGGUCAAGGCCUUCAAGAAUUGGACCCUCUAAUGGUUCAAGAACUCAAUGCUGGUUCAAGUUUGGUAAGAACGGCGUUGAUGCUGAAGGUGCUGGCAUUUAUGGCAGCCAGGGCAGAGAUGAUUUUGACAGGGACGAUGUUGAGCAGUACUUCAAUUACAUGGGGAUGCUUGCUGUCGAAGGUUCCUACGAUAAGAUGGAAGCUCUUUUGAACCAAAACAUACACCCAGUAGACAUUUUGUUGAUGCUGGCUGCCUCGGAAGGCGACAAGCCGAAAAUUGAAGAGCUGUUGAGAGCUGGAGCUAAGUAUGAUGUCAAGGAUGCAGAUGGGCGUACUGCCCUUGAGAGGGCUGUCAAUGAAGAAAUAAGAGACUUCAUUCUCGGUUUCUCUGUGCAAAAACCUUGACAUGGUCAAAUCGAUCUAUUUCAAUCACUGAUAUAAAACUUGAUCUUGUCUGUUUAUACCUAGUUUGAACAUUGUUGGAUAGAGAGAAAAAAGCUAGUGUUUCGUGUAUUAAA